UGGCCCGUCAUGUGAUCACGGACUCGUGUCCUAUGCUGCAUUGAAGCUCUACAGUCUCCUGCUGCGCCUCUGCUCGUGCCCUCUGCUGCUCUGCACAAUAUUGAUUACAUCGGACUUCGUGCUCCCUGGCCAUCAGCCAGCUACACUUCCUUCCUGUUGUUCAUCUACUCCUUCGGCAGCCAUUCAGAUUCAAGGUGUAGAAAUCUCUCCCCUUCCGGUCAGGCGGCCACCCAACGGCACAUCGACAAGCGAGAUGGCUCGGGGAAGAGGCAGUGCAGCGGGUGCAGGGCGAGCCAUUGCCAUGGCCUUCGCCGUUGCCUGCUGCUGCAUUCUUGCCGGCUGCGGCGUCGCCGAUGCAGCAGCCACCUACUACGUCGGGGACGGCAACGGCUGGUCCCUCAGCAGCCCUAGCUGGCCCAACGGCAAGCAUUUCCACGCCGGAGACACCCUUGUGUUCAGAUACAUUCCCUGGGUGCACAACGUGGUGGCUGUCAACGAGGACGGGUACAACAGCUGCACCACGCCGCCGGGGUCGCGGACCUACACGUCCGGCGACGACCGCGUCAGGCUCGCCGAGGGGGACAACUUCUUCAUCUGCACACGAUUCGGCCACUGCAACCUCGGCAUGAAGCUCGUGGUUUAUGCCGCGUGAGUGCGGCCAUGAUUUGGUACGUUGUUUCAUCUGCCUUCACCUAUCUGCAGCUAUGCACUAAGCACUUCGGUGUGGGCCGUGUGGCAGUUGGUUUCUCGGUUCUAGGCUAGGAGAUUGCUCUCAGUGUGAGUGUGAAUGCGUUUGUCCCGGAGUGAAUUGUGUCAUGCUUUGAUUUUUCAUGUAACCAUUGUUGAUGGCAUAUAUAUUGUGUCUGAAUAUUUGCUUUCCAUGGAAAACCAUUUCAUGCGGCUGGUAACAGUUCUGCAUUGUCUGAUGGAUUGUAAACGCUGAACUGGCCACGAGACGUACGAGUUGCCGAGCUGGUUCAGCAUGCUGUUAGCUCCUCUCUAUGCGCGAUGCAUCUGUUCAAGGUCUGAAGUCUGAACACGGAAAUAAGCACCGAGUUGUUAGUCAUAUUUCUUCCAUUAUGAUCUCCUAAUUUCUUCCUUUGACGUUCUGGAGAACCACUCUGCAAUUUUUGUUAGACUAGAAGGUAAGAUUUUGGUCUGAGGAGCAGCCAACAGAUGGCUGGUGGUAGGGAGGCUGUCCAUUGUCUA
Phragmites australis (common reed) is the source of this 1209-nucleotide messenger RNA. Its product is annotated as basic blue protein-like. The transcript is spliced from 2 exons. Gene Ontology annotation, cellular component: plasma membrane. Gene Ontology annotation, molecular function: electron transfer activity. Bases 254 to 652 code for a protein of 132 amino acids. NCBI's taxonomy places the organism in Eukaryota, Viridiplantae, Streptophyta, Magnoliopsida, Poales, Poaceae. The record is from RefSeq and is a predicted model, not a curated record.